CUGAACGUGACUGAGGUCGAUGCAGAAUCUGCUUUUAAGACGAGUUCUGCUCACUCGGUCACGUAUUCCGCUCGCCCCAAGCCUCCGCGUCGUCGGCCUCCGCAGAAAACUCGGAACGUCGUGCACAAGAAUGGAUCCCAAGCCAGUCGCCUCCACCUCCCAGCCGGCGACGACCGCGCUCGAUGCGCCCCACGCCGAGCCUACGGUGGAUAAGCCCAAGCAGCCCCAGCAGAAGAAGGCGAAGGCGCAGGCGAACGAGGCGCAGCAUCCCCUCGAACUGCAACCCCCGCCCGAGUUCUUCGACCACCGUAUCAAGAUGUACGAUCAGCUCAAGGCGGAGUAUGAUGAGUUUGUGAAGGCUCAACCGCGUGAGGAAAUCACCAUUACUCUCCCCGAUGGCGCCGAGCGCAAAGGGACCAGCUGGGAGACCAGCCCCAUGAGCAUCGCUCUGGAAAUCUCAAAGGGCCUCGCCGACAAGGUCGUCAUUGCGAAGGUCGACGGCCAACUCUGGGACCUCGAACGGCCGCUGGAAAAGUCAUGCAAGCUUGAGCUUCUCGACUUCGAUCACCCUGAGGGCAAGCGCGUCUUCUGGCACUCGUCCGCACACGUCCUUGGUGAAGCCGCCGAGCGGCACUAUGGCUGCCACCUCUGCCUCGGUCCUCCCACGGACGAGGGCUUCUUCUACGAGAUGGCGAUCGAGGACCGCCCAGUCCAGCCUAGUGACUACCCUGCCUUGGAGAAGGUCUCGGAGAAGGCCAUCAAAGAGAAGCAAAAGUUCGAGCGCCUCGUCGUGUCGAAGGAGAACCUGCUCAAGAUGUUUAACUACAACAAGUAUAAGCAGUAUCUCAUUCAGACGAAGAUUCCCGACGGCGAAUCUACGACUGUGUACCGCUGUGGCCCUAUGAUCGACCUGUGUGUGGGCCCACAUAUCCCCCACACGGGCAGGAUAAAGGCCAUGAUGGUCACCAAGAGCUCCGCGUCAUACUUCUUGGGUGAUCAGGCGAACGAUACCUUGCAGCGCAUCUACGGUAUCUCCUUCCCGGACAAGAAGCAGCUCGCUGAGCACAAGGCCUUCCUCGCCGAGGCUGCGAAGCGCGACCACCGUAAAAUCGGCAGGGAACAAGAGCUGUUCUUCUUCCACGACCUCAGCCCGGGCAGCUGCUUCUUCUUGCCGCACGGUACUCGUAUCUAUAACACGCUCAUCGAGCUCAUGCGAUCAGAGUACUUCAAGCGCGGUUACCAAGAAGUCAUCUCGCCCAACAUGUACAACGCGAAGCUGUGGGAAACGUCCGGGCAUUGGGAGAACUACAAGGACGACAUGUUCACGCUCGACAUCGAGAAGGACAACUGGGCGCUGAAGCCAAUGAACUGCCCGGGUCACUGCCUGAUCUUCGACUCGAGGGAUCGCAGCUAUCGUGAGCUGCCCAUUCGCAUGGCGGAGUUUGGUAUCAUCCAUAGAAACGAAGCCUCUGGCGCGCUCUCCGGCCUGACGCGCGUGCGCCGCUUCGUGCAGGACGACACGCACAUCUUCUGCAUGCCGUCGCAGGUGGAGGCGGAGAUGGCGGGCUUGUUCGACUUCAUGCAACACGUUUAUGGUAUCUUUGGCUUCGAGUUCCACCUCGAGCUCUCCACCCGGCCCGAGAAGUACCUCGGCGAGGUCGAGACGUGGAAUGCCGCGGAGGACCAACUCAAACAAGCCCUCGAAAAGUACUACCCUGGCAAAUGGGAGCUCAACCCGGGCGACGGCGCGUUCUACGGGCCGAAGAUCGACAUUACGAUCCGCGACGCGCUGAAGCGCGCGUACCAAUGCGCUACCAUCCAGCUUGACUUCCAGCUCCCGCAGCGGUUCAACUUGAAGUACAGGUCGAAUAAUGAGGAGGUGCAGAGGCCGAUCAUCAUUCAUCGGGCGAUUUUGGGGAGUAUCGAGCGCUUUGUGGCGAUUGCGACGGAGCAUUUUGCGGGGAAGUGGCCUUUCUGGUUGUCGCCGAGACAGGUGCUAGUUAUUCCGGUUGCUGCUCCUUACAAAGAGUACGCAUCCGAGGUCGCCGAGACGCUUUCGAAGGCCAACUUGUACGCCGAGGUCGACAACAGCGACAACACGCUGCAGAAGAAGAUCCGCAACGGCGAGAUUGCGCAGUACAACUUCAUUCUUGUCGUCGGCGAGACCGAGCUCGAGUCCAAGUCCGUCAACGUCCGCAACCGCGACGACGUUGGCACGAAGGCCCGUAGCGCGACGAUCCCGCUCGCGGACAUCGUUGACAAGCUAGUCAAGCUGAAGGAGUCGAGGAGUCUGAAGAACCAGUUCAUUGAGGCGUAAGCCACGGUUCAUGGAGGCAUAGGCCUGCUUGUCGAAUUGAACGUCUAUUGCUAUUGCUAGAUACGUACAUACAAUAACCUUAUUCUCUGCUCAAAA
This is a messenger RNA of Schizophyllum commune H4-8, 2413 nucleotides long. RefSeq names its product threonyl-tRNA synthetase. Bases 131 to 2317 code for a protein of 728 amino acids. Gene Ontology annotation, biological process: threonyl-tRNA aminoacylation. NCBI's taxonomy places the organism in Eukaryota, Fungi, Basidiomycota, Agaricomycetes, Agaricales, Schizophyllaceae. Gene Ontology annotation, cellular component: cytoplasm. The transcript has 13 exons. The record is from RefSeq and is a predicted model, not a curated record. Gene Ontology annotation, molecular function: ATP binding; threonine-tRNA ligase activity.